UGGCUGCUCCUCUUGGGCUUUUUUUGUAGUGUGAUCCCAGCCCAGUCAAGAACAGUGGAAGCCACUUCAUCUUCCAGUGAAACUCUACACUUUCCUCCCUGGAUGUUCCCUCCCACUCCUUCCACCCAUCCACAAGGUUGCAGAAGCUCACCUCAAAACAUUUUUGUCUUCAGUGUACACUGGAUUGGCACCCUGGAUUGGAAGACGUCUCCAUCCUGUUUCUGGUUCCUGCAGGGGGACGUUUUGGACUUGUUGUGACCCGAUGAUGAUGCUGCUGUGGUUCUGACUCAGGGAGUGAACACGGAGGCCACAGAGAGGAAUUCGCUGCCAGGAACGCUGCGUGACAAGCCAGAUCUCCUAUCACAGUAAAUGAGAGGCAGCAGACACUGCUGGAGUCUGCUCCUCACAGCAAUCCUCCGUCUCUACAGGAGGGCCGCCUUCCACUUUACUCUCCCUGCAGCAGGAGACCUUUUGAAGACCUGAAAACUUGAUGGUGGUAGUCAGAUAAUCAAGCCAGACCAAAGCCGAGGCUGAGAUGGAAUUACGACUGGGAUUUCGACUCAGUCUGAUGUGCUUCAUCUUAGCCUUCACUUUUUCCCAGCAGAGAGUUGAAGCACAGAGAGCAGGGUGCAAAAAUGUUCACUAUGACUUGGCUUUUAUUCUUGACACUUCAUCCAGCGUGGGGAAGGACAACUUUGAGAAGAUACGGAAGUGGGUUGCCGACUUGGUGGAUUCUUUCGACGUGUCUCCUGAUAAGACAAGAGUUGCAGUGGUUCUUUACAGCGACAGACCCACCAUUGAGUUUAACCUGAGCCGACACAAAACACUAGAAGACGUCAAACGAGCUGCCCGAAACAUUCGCUUCCUGGGAGGAAAUACGAUGACUGGAGAUGCUAUCAGCUACACCACCAGAAACAUCUUCGCCGAGAGGAACGGGGCGAGGCCUCAAGCCAAAGGUGUUCAGAGGGUGGCCAUCCUGCUGACGGACGGUCGAAGCCAGGAUUACGUUCUGGAGCCCUCUCAGGAAGCUGCAAAGGCCGGAAUCCGGAUGUUUGCCGUGGGUAUCGGGGAGGCUCUGAAAGAAGAGCUGGAAGAGAUCGCAGCGGCGCCAAAAAAUGCACAUGUCUUUCACGUGACCGACUUCAACGCCAUCGACAAAAUCAGAGGCAGGCUGAGGAGGCGGCUGUGUGAGAAUGUUCUGUGUCCAAAAAUGAAGGUCCAGCCUGAUCGUUUCAAGCCCAACAGCACCAGCUAUGGUCUGAAAGAAGUUCCAGGGUUCGACCUGAUGGAGUAUUUCAGCGUGACGGACAUUCUGGGAGGCAGAAUUGAUGAUGGGCAAAGUUUAUAUGUUCGUCUGGGGACCAUGCCGAUGGUCCAACAAACAGAAGACGUGUUUCCUCAGGGGCUGCCAGACGAAUAUGCCUUUGUGACGACAUUCAAAUUCAGAAAAACCUCCAGACGAGAAGAUUGGUACCUUUGGCAGAUUUAUGAUAAAUAUGGAAUCCCACAGGUGUCCAUUCGUCUGGACGGCGAGAACAAGGCGGUGGAGUACAAUGCUGUGGGGCUGACAAAAGAUGCUGUCAGAGCUGUGUUCAAAAACCCUGAAGUUGACAACUUGUUUGACCGCGAUUGGCAUAAAAUUGCUCUUAGCGUAGAGGCCAAGUCUGUCUCUCUGUAUCUGGACUGCAAACACAUCCAGACUCUGCCCAUUGAAGACAGAGAAGACAUAGAUAUCCACGGGAAGACUGUAAUUGGCAAGCGAGUGUACGACAGUGUGCCGAUUGAUUUUGACCUCCAGAGGAUGAUGAUUUACUGUGAUUCCAAGCAUGCAGAGCUGGAAACCUGUUGCGAUAUUCCCAAAGCACCAUGCCACAAUACUAUCGUGACGGAGGCCCCCCCUGUGGAAAUCCUCACUCCAACACCUACCGCUGCAGAGCAGAAAAAGCCCCCUGAUGUGAACUGCUCCUCUUGCUCCUCAGGGGAGAAGGGAGACAUUGGUGCCCCUGGUGUUGCAGGCCCAAAGGGUGAAAAGGGAGACAGUGGCCCUAAAGGUGCCGCCGGACCAGCUGGUGCCAAAGGGGAAAAAGGAGAUUCUGGCAGAUUGGGCUCUGUCAAAGGUGACAGAGGCGAGAAGGGUGAUAGAGGCAGUGUAGGGCUGCCAGGUCCUCCUGGACUGAAAGGAGAGAAGGGUGUUGGUGGGAUUCCUGGUAUUGAUGGAUUAUCGGGUGACAAAGGAGACAGAGGAGAAGCAGGCCCUCCAGGUGUUCCAGGGGAGCCCGGUGAAACAGGAGAGAAGGGAAUCCAAGGAGAUACAGGAGUUCCUGGUCUACCUGGACCAAAAGGUGUUACUGGGGAUUCUGGUACCAAAGGAGAAAGUGGAGCUCCAGGAACAAGGGGUGAGGCAGGAUUAGAUGGAUUUCCAGGAAAACCUGGACUUCCUGGAAAAGAUGGUCUGCGAGGUCUAGCUGGAGCUCCUGGGCCAAAUGGAAUCAAAGGUGAUAAGGGGGAGAGAGGCCUUCCAGGAUUACCUGGGGAUGUUAUACAGAAAGAAGGCCUAAGAGGGGAAAAGGGGGAUGCUGGACCUCCUGGCCCUCCAGGAGCAGUGGGCCCCCCAGGACCUGCUGGUCCUCCUGGUCCACAAGGUCUUCCUGGGGAGCAUGGAGAUCCUGGUCAGGGGGGAAAGAAAGGUGAAAGUGGACUGCCUGGAGUAGACGGUCUGCCUGGACCACAGGGUCCUAAUGGACCGCCGGGGCCACAAGGAAUCCAAGGCCCACCGGGACCGUCUGGUCUUCCUGGGGAGCGGGGAUUUUCAGGGAAACAAGGAGAACCAGGAAAACCUGGCCUUCCUGGUAAAGAUGGUCUGGACGGUCUGGCUGGAAGGGACGGGUCUCCGGGGCUGCAAGGAGAGCGAGGGGCAGAUGGUUUCCCUGGCAAACCUGGACCAAAGGGGGACGAGGGGCCUCCAGGGCCAAGAGGUCCUCCAGGAGAGAGAGGGGAAGCCGGGACCCCUGGCCGGCCCGGAGGUGAAGGUGUGAGGGGAGAAAGGGGGACUCCGGGAGACAGGGGUCUGCAGGGACCCAUCGGGCCCAAAGGGGAUAAGGGUGACCAGGGUGAAGUGGGACCGAGGGGGCCGCCUGGGAUCCCAGGAAACGUGGAGAACGUCAUCCCAGAGCCAGGGGAACCUGGAAAACCCGGAGAGAAAGGGGAGAAAGGGGACCAGGGAAAACCAGGAGAGCCGGGUCAAAGCGGAUUACCUGGAGAACAAGGCUUCAAGGGAGCACCUGGAGCCGUGGGUCCAAAGGGGGAUCAAGGAUUACCUGGAGAACCUGGUCGUGUUGGAGACCCUGGUCCACCUGGAGUGGCCGGGACUCAGGGUCCACGGGGACCUCCAGGGAAUGUGGGCAUCCCUGGGAUCAUCGGGCCCCCCGGCCCAGCUGGCCAAAGAGGAGACAAGGGGGAACCAGGUAAACCAGGACAAUCCGGUCCCCAGGGACCACCUGGUGAACCAGGCAUGACUGGACCCCCAGGACCACCAGGGAGGGGAAAAGACGGUCUGAAUGGAGAUCCGGGACAACAGGGGGUUCAGGGCCCCCCAGGACCAAAGGGCCCUCCAGGGCCUCGCGGACAGCAGGGGAUGCCAGGAGACAGAGGUCCAGCAGGAGAGGGCAAAGAGGGCCCAUCGGGUCCUCCAGGAAAAGACGGAGCGCCGGGGCCCGCGGGUUUAAGAGGCCUUCCAGGAGUCGCAGGUCCUCAGGGCCCAGCAGGACACAAUGGUCUACCAGGAAGACCAGGAGAGAAGGGAUCACCAGGAGAGCCUGGAAAGGCUGCCGACCUCUCAGACCUGGACCUGAAGGAUGUUUGCUCAGACUGUCCUGCCGGCCCACCUGGACCACCGGGACUGCCAGGAAUACCGGGAGAUAAAGGACAGCAGGGACCCCCUGGGAAAAAUGGACAAGAUGGAUACCAGGGUCCAACUGGACUGCCUGGUGCUCAAGGACCCCCUGGAGCUGAUGGAGCAAAGGGCAUAAAAGGUGAUCGAGGACCUGCAGGAAACCCUGGAGACAAAGGCGAGAAGGGUCACCCAGGACCUCCUGGUCAUCCAGGCCCUCCUGGGAUUUUGGGAACUCCUGGUAACGAUGGACCGCCUGGCCCAACAGGACCCCCAGGGCCCCCUGGAGAAAAGGGUAAAGAGGGUCUCAAAGGAAUCCAGGGUCCUCCGGGUCUUCCUGGUUUGAUAGGUCAACCUGGAAAAAUGGGAAAAGAUGGCAGACCAGGAGAACCUGGAGAACCUGGUAAACAAGGGGAACCAGGACCUCCAGGAAACCCUGGACUCAGAGGACUUCCUGGAUUCAAAGGCCACAGAGGAGAAGCUGGAGCUCCAGGACCUAAGGGAGAAGACGGAAAGCCUGGAUCAGCUGGGCGUGACGGCAAACCUGGCAAAGAGGGUCCCAAAGGACCUCCAGGCCCAGAGGGACUUCUCGGUCCAAGAGGAGAACCAGGGAAACCAGGAGAACCUGGACCGUCUGGAAAAGCAGGCAUUCCUGGAGCUCCAGGUCUCAGGGGAGAUAAGGGAGAAGCUGGCAACCCUGGAUUACCGGGUUUCAGUGGGCCCAAAGGUCCUGCGGGCCCACCUGGUCCAUUUGGUCCAGAGGGAAAACAAGGAAUGCCGGGCAGAGCUGGUGACCGCGGCCUGAAAGGUGACAAGGGAGACCCAGGCACCAAAGGGGACAAAGGGCAAUCUGGAGAUCCAGGUAUACCUGGUAAUCCUGGCCCCCCAGGCAGAAAAGGCCACACAGGGAUGAUGGGCAUGUCAGGACCACCAGGGGAAAUUGGACCCCCCGGACCACAGGGAACUUCAGGAAACCCUGGUCUCCCAGGUCCCAGGGGGGAGUCUGUGUCACUGGAGGAGAUGAGGAGGCUCAUUCAGGAGGAGCUGGCAAAACAAUUAGAUGCCAAACUGGCUUAUCUCAUGAGUCAGAUUCAGCCAGCUCAUGUCAAGAGUGUAGCGGGUCGUCCUGGACCCCCAGGCCUUCCAGGGAAGGAUGGCAGCCCUGGACGCCAGGGUCCUGCUGGAGAACCAGGCAUGCCCGGACAGAAUGGAGGAGAAGGACCCAGAGGCCCCAUGGGCCCUAAAGGUGAAAAAGGAGCAAAGGGUGAAAAGGGAGAACCUGGUGUUGGUGACAGAGGGGAGCCCGGCCCUGUUGGUCCUAUAGGACCAGCUGGUUUGCCCGGUUAUGGAAAAGAUGGAAGCCCGGGACAAGCUGGAGCUCAGGGAGAGCCAGGAAACCCUGGCCCCCACGGCCAACCUGGUCCUCCGGGCCCUCCCGGUCAGUGUGAUCCCUCCCAGUGUGCCUACUACGCCAGCCUGGCACAAAGACCCCACACCAAGAAUGUGAAGGGGAAAUAAGACUUUAUGGACAGUCUGAACCAAAGAUCUCAUCAUAUCCAACCCCAGCGUGGAGAACUGGAUGAACCGGUGCUGCGGUCAGACUCUUAUUUUUGUUUUGUGGUGCCAAACUUGGGUUGGAUGGGGUUUAAUCUACAUGGUACAUUUCUCAGAUAUCGGUGCGCAGAGGGCAGCUAUGCAGCUUUCCCCCUUACCUGCAUGCUUCCUGGACAGGGAGAUCUUUUGAAUGUCACAGUCCUUUCAGCAUUUCCCCGCCUGCCCCCCCCCCACACACACACGCUGCGCCGCUCAGUCAAACUCAAGUAAGGAGAUCUUCUGCUGUUCUGAUGAUGAUCGCCGCAUUAUCUGCAUUACUGCUGAGGACUAACAAGGAAACAGACGGAGUGAGGAAACACAAGCAGCGACUCUGUGGGGGAGGAGUGUUGAUCAGUCAGUGUGGAAAGUGAUGAAGGCCCACAUUUGUACACGUCUUCCUCCAAAGCCUCCAAUGCUGUCCUCUGCAGAAAGACAGGAGCUGAUCCCAACUUUCUUUUUUUUAUGAAAAAAAAAACUUACGUUUAGACAUAAAUGAAACAGACUUUUUCCAUCAUUAAAACCAAAGUACAAGAAGACCAUUGGCACCAUAAACCAUAACGUUUGAUACAGGAUGGAAAGUCCUGUUCAGAUUUUAUUUUCAUGAGAUAACUGUUGGGUCAACAGCAUCCACACCUCAGUUUAAACAUGUGUCUGACUGCUCACUUCCUCUACAAACUGUCCCGUCAGAUUUUGUAUUUUCUCCUUGCUGAUGAUCAUACAUGGUUGCAAUUUUCAGAAAAAUUUUCGGUCCCCCUGAACCGAAAACCCUCCCAAUGUCUUCAGCAGCAAUUCAGCGUCCUCUAUUGACAGGAGCCUUGCAGUCCUUUCACUUUCCAGAGAGUUUUCAUCUCUAUAUGAGCUGAACCUUAACACACAGCAAGACUAAAGAAUUCCCAAACAACUCUGAUUCUUCAGGCUGAUGAAAAACGGAUCAACAUUCAAGUCUCAGCUGAGAACAAACAGAAACAUUACUUAUUGACAAAGAAUCUGGUGAAUCUAAAAAUUACGACUAUUUCGGCAUUCAGGCAGCAUUUCUGCACCUAAUGGGGAGGGUCAGUCAUUCACAGCACGCGUGACAGAAGCGGAUAAUGAUGACUCAGAAAAACAUUUGACAUUCAGUCAAAGUGGCCUCAGGUCCAGGUUUUAGACAGAAACAUGAAUAGCUGCACCAGGACGCAUGAAACACAACUCUGCCUUUGGUUCUCCUGUAUUUAACGGUAGACUGAAAUGCGUGCGACACGUUCUACACCUCUAUUAUUCGAAUGUUUCUAUCAAAUAUAUCAUCAGCAUUUAUCCCAAAAAUGCUGUUUUUAUCCAUGUUGACAAAUGUGGAAAACCACUGAGACACUUUAGUGAUGCAAAGAAAACUCCUGACAUGCAGAACAUUUCCUCAUGAAUCAUUGUUCUUACAGGAGAGCUCGAAUGUCUGACACUUCGUUCACACUGCCCAAGGCAAAGCACGUUACGUGAUCACUUCCAAUGAAAGGUCUAUGUAAACAUAGACGCUCAAAACUCUCCCAGUCACAUGUCACUACUUUAUACUACCGCUUUCGAGCUCUACAUACAAAAUGUGUAGCCAUUGAAUCAGAAAGUUCAACUGGAAGGUUAAACCAGUUGAACUUUGACCAAUCAGUCCUUCAGCCUUGGUAGUGAUGUAUAGAUGCCGUCCCUUUUGAUUCACAGAAGUACCAACCGUUUGAAAAUUGAUCAUCCAUCCAUCCAAUUUCUUAACCCACUUUAUCACUUUCGGGGUCACAGGGUUGCUGGAGCCUGUCCUGGCUGCUGCUGGGCGAGUGUGGGGGCACACCUAAGACGAGCUGCCAGUCUGUCACAGGCCAGACAAUCACCCAAACACACAUCCACACCUAGGGACACUUUACAUUAACCAAUGAACCUAUGAAGCAGAUAUUUGGACAGUGGGAGGAAGCCAGAGAAAACCUGUGCAUGCCUGGGGAGAACACACAAACUCCAUACUGAAGGCCUCAACUGGGAUUUGAACCAGGGCCUUCUCAAGAGCGCUAACCACUGCGUGUCAACUGCCCGGUAUGACCAUGGCUCCAAGCUCCCUCCAUCCCAAACAAGUACACCCCUCUUUUCGUUUACUUGCCCCUCUGACUAAUUAGGCUAGCUUUUAGCAUCUUUAGCAAAUGUUUUUGUUUUUUUUAGAGACAUUUGAUUCCACCGAAUGUAUCUAGCUUGAAAAUCCAGGGUCUCUGUUUUUUCUUUUUUCUUGUGGUUCUUACAGUAACUGACCUUCCAGGAUGCUGAUAUGAAUGGCUUUGCAAAACUUUGAUUUAAAUCUAUAAAGGCUGUUAUGUUCAUGCUAAAUUAUUUACAGUUUCAACUAAAUCCUUUGUUUUGACACAUUUAGUGAAGUUUAUCUUUGUUGUCGGCUCCCUCCCCAUUUUCCAAAUAAGUUGGUGCUAAGAUAUUUUAAAGGUAGCCUGAUGUAAUUAUUGGAACAAAAUCUGUACUGUAUAAUAAAAACUGGAAGGGUUCAUUUUGUAA
This is a messenger RNA of Oryzias latipes (Japanese medaka), 7990 nucleotides long. It is a transcript of the gene col22a1, whose product is annotated as collagen, type XXII, alpha 1. NCBI's taxonomy places the organism in Eukaryota, Metazoa, Chordata, Actinopteri, Beloniformes, Adrianichthyidae. Gene Ontology annotation, cellular component: extracellular matrix. The record is from RefSeq and is a predicted model, not a curated record.